AUGACUACCAUGGGCGCUACCACCAAACUAAGCCAGCAAGAGAUCCUUCCCGCCAAAGACGACAUCGGCGCCUUGGCCAACAGAAUCAACCUCGAAACUCGUGGCCACCACGACAAGGUCGACAAAAUGAUGACUUUGCGGUUUGCUUUGGCCCUCAGAGACUACAAGAUCUACAGACAGGGCUUGCAGAGCUUCUACCACGUGUUUGCCUCCAUCGAGACUGCGUUGUACCGCCAGUUCGAGAAAGACGACCAGUGGACUGAGAUGUUGAAGGAGGUGUGGAAGCCAGAAGUGGCACGUCGCGAGCGUGCUGCCACCGAUUUGAUGUUUUACUAUGACGACCACAAGGAUAAGUUCCUCAAGCCGCAAAUGCUGGAGCAGAUUGCGUUUGCCAACCACAUCUUGGAGGUCACUGCCGCCAGGCCCUACUUGUUGUUCGCAUACUUGCAUGUGAUGUACUUGGCGUUGUUUGCAGGCGGACGUAUCAUGCGGUCGUCGUUCGCCAAGGCCACAGGCAUGUUCCCCCAGAAGAACGGGAUGUCCCACGACCAGAUUGUCAAGUUGGGCACCAAUUUCUUCACUUUUGACGUGACGGACGAGUCGUUGUUGCGUGUGGUGUACAAGCGCGACUACGAGUUGGUGACCAGAAACGGGUUGACCGAGGACCAGAAGCUCGAGAUCAUCGAGGAGUCCAAGUACAUUUUCGACCAGAACGCGCGGUGCAUCAUGGAGUUGGAGAAGCACAACAUGAAGCGCAUCACCCAGAAAUGGUCGUACAUUGCAGUCACCAAGGGGGCGUACGUGGUGGCUUUGUUGGCGGUGUUAUUGGUGUUUUACUACGUGAGAAGAAUCAUGGCACAUCUUUUGUUCUAA
This is a messenger RNA of Suhomyces tanzawaensis NRRL Y-17324, 873 nucleotides long. It is a transcript of the gene HMX1, whose product is annotated as Hmx1p. The transcript has a single exon. The record is from RefSeq and is a predicted model, not a curated record. Lineage: Eukaryota; Fungi; Ascomycota; Pichiomycetes; Serinales; Debaryomycetaceae. Gene Ontology annotation, molecular function: heme oxygenase (decyclizing) activity. Gene Ontology annotation, biological process: heme oxidation. Bases 1 to 873 code for a protein of 290 amino acids.